GAGGUCGCAUGCUUGAACACAACUAUGGAACGAGGCUCGCAAAGCAGAAGGAAACGGCCUCAGGGAACAUCUACAACUUCAUGAUAACAUCAACUGAGCGUUUAAGAGAAACAUGAUGUUGUUAUAAAUGCGCUUGUGGAAAAGGCAGUCCUGGUUUCGACCUGUUGAGAGACCCGGUUCAAAAGAGCUGCAUAGACCCAAGCAUGUCUGCACAGAUAAUGAUGCAAUCCUGCUACAUGGACCGGAGCAGCAGCUUUUUUAAGCUGAUCGACACAUUUUCCACGGAAAUCUCAGAGCUAAAGCAGGAAAUGGUCCAACCAGCCAGAGAGCCUGAGACUGAGAUCCUACAGGGUCUGGAAAGAGAGGUGAGCGGCCUGUUCCUCCAAUCUUCUGAAUGUGCUGUUGCAUCAGGAGUGAGGGACUCUGGGUAUGACUCUCUGCGCAGACGGAUGAGCAUCUUGGACCGACUAAUUCAGACACACUCUGUAUGGCUGCUGCUGCCACUCAGUGACGAGGAAGCUAGACACAUUCUGCAGCCGCAGCCGGCGGGGAGUUUUGUGGUGAGAAGGUCUGCUAGACUGCAGAAAAAGGUGAUUUCCCUGCGGAUUGAAAGUGACACACUGACUUUUCGGGACUUUCCAGUUAAAGAGAGCCAAUAUACCUUCUCCCUGGAGGGCUCAGGAAUCAGCUUUGCAGACCUCUUUCGACUGGUGGCUUUCUGCUGUAUUAGCAGGGACGUGCUGCCGUUCACCUUGAAGCUCCCUGAGGCUAUCGCUGCUGCAAAGACCCCUACAGAUCUGGAGGAGGUGGCUCAGUUAGGAAGAGGUUUCUGGGACUCUGAGUUUUGCAAUAAGAGGAAGUGUUCCGUUUCUUGGGGCAGCAUUUGUGAAAAUUCACAACAGAGAGCAAAACAGUGGGGUUGUAAGUUGUCCCUAAGAGACAGCAUUCCAGCCAUCCCACUCACUCGUACCCCAUCCCAGCUUGAAUGCAGUCAAUCCAACGGAGCACUGUGCUUCAUCAAUCCCCUUUUCCUACAGACACACCAACCUAACCAGUCACCCAACAAGCCAGAUACAUUAACAUCCCCUGGCAACGAGGGCACCUCUCAGCCCCAACAAAGUGCCCAGCACAAAACAGAUUGCCAGCAGAACAGGCGUAGCUGUGAAAGCAGUACGCCAAACAGCUCCAAAACAAGUGGGAGUAGAUCCAAUAGUGAAUCUCGCUCCCCGCCUCCUCGGCCUCCACCUCCUCACUUUGCCCUUUGCAAGCAGAAGACCAUGCCUGAGACAGCCUGCUGGAUCAAAACGCCUCAGGAAAAGAGUAGCUUUCUUGGGAGGUUAAGUUCCUCCUUCAGUUCCUUUUCUCCCUCUUCCUCCCCACCCAAAAAGUUAAGCAAACCUAUUCUGGUGCCUUCAUCCCGCAGUAAGAAUUCCUCCAGCCUACUUGAUGCAGAUGGACUCCGUUGCCAAAUGGCCCUGGAUGACCAGACCAUUGAGGAUGCUGUAUCUUGGAGCCUUGCCAAGAUAUCUAUGUGCAACUCAAAUACUCUGGAGAACAGCAGCCCCGCAGAUGAGCACAGUUCCACCAGACGAGACCGUUUUAGUGACAUCAGCAUCUCCACUUCAUCCUCAGACUCUCUUGACUUUACUCAGAGCUUCUCACUGCCCAUGGAGGCCAGUCCAUCUAGAAUCCACCGUCCUGCUGGCGACAGCAGCCUGGAGGAGGAAGAAGAGGAAGAAGAUGAUGGCAUCAACUUGGAGAGCGACCAGGAGGUGCCACCACCUUUCAAGUCAAAGAAACAGAGCAACGGUAGCACGUUUGCAUUGCCACGCGCAUUUAGAGGACAUUUGCACAAGAUGAGCACCGUUCUCAAUUCUUUGAUGACGCCUGAGAGGAAAGCCAUUCGGAAGAUCAUGGAGCAGUCCAGAGAUAAAGGAACUUACUUUGGCUGCCUGGUGCAGGACUAUGUGAGCUUCCUGCUGGAGAAUCGCGGAUGCCACACAUCAGGCUUGGACCUGCUGCAGACUCUCAGGCAGUUCAUGACUCAGAUGAAGUCCUACCUGCUGCAGAGCUCUGAGCUUAACCCCCCCAUUGAGUCACUCAUCCCAGAGGACCAGAUUGACCAAGUGAUGGAGAAAGCCAUGCACAAGUGUGUGCUGAAGCCCCUGAAGCCUGUGAUAGAGGCCGCUCUGCAGGACUUCCAGGUGAGCAGUGGAACUUGGCAGCAGCUAAAGGAGAAUCUGGUGUUGGCCAAAGCCAAGCAGCCCCAAGACAUGGGUGUGGAUGGAGCCUUUCCCCCUGACCCUGUGGCCAUAGAGAAGAUCCGUCACAAGUUUCACAUCAUGUGCAAGAUGUACUCGCCUGAGAAGAAAGUGUCUCAGCUUCUCAGUGUGUGCAAGCUUAUCUAUAGCAUUAUGGAAAGCAACUCAGGGAGGAUGUAUGGGGCAGAUGACUUCCUCCCCAUGUUGACAUAUGUGAUGGCACAGUGUGACAUGCCUCAGCUCGAUGCAGAAAUUCAGUAUAUGAUGGAGCUACUGGAUCCUUCACUGCUUCAUGGAGAAGGAGGCUAUUACCUGACCAGUGCAUAUGGAGCUAUGUCUCUCAUCAAGAACUUCCAGGAGGACCAGGCAGCCCGUGUGCUGAGCUCUGAGACCCGUAAUACUCUGCACCAGUGGCACCGCAGACGCACCACCCAGCGCAUCACACCAUCUGUGGAUGACUUUCAGAACUACUUGCGAGUGGCACUGCAAGAUGCAUGCAACGGCUGUACAGCCAAAACCCUUCAGGUGCAACCUUACGCCACAACAGAAGAUGUGUGUCAGAUAUGUGCGGACAAGUUUAAAGUUUCAGACCCGGAGAACUAUGCCCUGUUCCUGUUGACAGAUGAAACGACACAGCAGCUGACCCCAGACACUCACCCACAGAAGAUCAAGGCUGAACUGCACAGCCGCCCACAGCCACAACUGUUUUACUUUGUGUACCGCCAGAUCCAAAACCUCACGGUCCCUUCAGACCAGCUCAAUGGCGACACUGUGCCCAACUAAAAGAGCAAGCCUGGUUUCCAUCAGGUCCUCUCAGAAUUCCGAAUGCAUCAUUAUUUAUUUCCUUCGAAAGGAACACUGCUAACGUCUGCAUUGUUUUGAAAAUGUGCAUGUGUUGGAGGGAAGCGGAAAAUGUGUUUAGAGGGAAAUAGGGAAGGAAGGAUGUGUCUGACAGAUGCAGCACUUUUUUUCUGCUCUGUCUUCACUAUUUUCAAAGCAGGAAGUGGCACGCGACCAUCACAAGAGGAUAGCUGUACCCAAACUGCAAUGCUACAAUUAUGGAAUUAAUGCAACACAUUCAGGUUGGCAGAAGAUCUGCAACAUUACAAUGUUUAUGGUGUUUCUGUAAAGCUUUCAUGUACAAAUCACAUGAUCUGCCCUACAUACCUCUCCUGUCCUUUUUUCCUAUGGUGAGAGAUGGUGGUAUUGUUCAUAAGACUGCUACCUAUGCAGAGAGACUGGAUAGUGCUGGAAAAAUUAUUGUUAUGAAUUUUAGGAAGUUCUUUGAGGAUAUCCUUAUAAGAAAUGUUCUUAUGUUAACCUUAACCAUGAUAUUUUUGCAGUUGCUGGUAAACUGCAUUCUUUUUAUUUUAUAUAUGAUUUAUUGUUAUAGUUUUGCAUGUAUCUAUAUGAUAAGACCAAUUAAAGAAUCAGGCAUUGUUGCCAGAGUUUUUUAUCAUAUUGUUUUUUAUUAAUUAUGAUCAGUCAUUGCCUACAGUCAUUAGUCUGUAAAUCAAAGUCUUGUUAAAAACAUUAAGCAAAAUUGUGAGGCUAUGUUCUAAAAUACUGUACUACUGACAAGCUUAAGAUUUGGGGCUUGUGGUAAUCUAGAACUCUGUUGUAAUGAUUUUUGUUCUGGCUUGUAGGUUUUCAGGGUUUUGGCAAGUAAGGCAAAAGGAAAGUUCAGUGUGAUGUAUGAAAGAAGCAAACAAAAUGACAUGGGUAAAAGAAAAGAAUCAACGGACAGAAAUUAUUUGUAAGUGCCACUAUAAAGUGCUAUCAGGGAAUAUCAGGAAGGAUGAGUCACAUAGUGGAGUAUACUCAUCUGUUACACUCAUAACUAUACUUAUAACUACAAUAACUUACAAAGUAUUAGAUUUUCUACUAAUGUACUUUACAUUUGCAUGUUUUGAUGUAAACUCGGGGCAUUUUUUUUUUAUGUAGAUUUAAAAGACGGGGGUGCUGAAAUGCUCUAACCCAUGUAACGUUUAUAUAGAAACACUAGUCGCAUCUGAAACACAACUACUUGUUUCAAGUCUUGAAAUGUAUUUUAAAAGUGAUUUUAACAAGAUAUUUUAUGUCUGGUAAGUGUAUACAUAUUUAUAUGCAAUCUGUGCUGGAAUUUUUCACAGAUCUGAAAGCAAUUGAUUCAAAGUUUUUGUGUGUUCUUCAUGGAGUCUACUAGAGUAGUUCCUCAUUCCUUAGAUCUUCUUCUUUGUCUUUUUGUACAUGUAUUCUGUUGCACACAAUAAACUGAUGU
Molecule: messenger RNA, 4521 nt
Organism: Xyrauchen texanus (razorback sucker)
Lineage: Eukaryota; Metazoa; Chordata; Actinopteri; Cypriniformes; Catostomidae
Gene: rin2a
Product: Ras and Rab interactor 2a
Exons: 12
Coding region: 204-3044 (946 amino acids)
Biological process (GO): signal transduction; vesicle-mediated transport
Cellular component (GO): cytosol; endocytic vesicle
Molecular function (GO): small GTPase binding; guanyl-nucleotide exchange factor activity
Source: RefSeq, a predicted model, not a curated record